Molecule: messenger RNA, 2476 nt
Organism: Gilbertella persicaria
Lineage: Eukaryota; Fungi; Mucoromycota; Mucoromycetes; Mucorales; Choanephoraceae
Exons: 9
Coding region: 414-2150 (578 amino acids)
Source: RefSeq, a predicted model, not a curated record
UAUUAGCACCUAGACAGACAUAUUCAUAAGCAACAAAAACUUGUUGGAAGCAAUGUUGUUAUAAAUAAGUGGGGUUGUCGCUUCUCAGGGGAUGAGUAGCCAAGUCUAGCUUAUGCUGUGCUAAGCAGGCGGGCAUCUUUUAUCUUAAGUUUCCAAAAGGAAUCCCCAAACGAUAAGAAGAAGCUGGGUUGUCGAAACUUGCCUCAGAGUUGAAGAUGAGGCAAAGAGUCCUAGCCUGAUCAAUAUCUUGCUGAUUCUUACAGAAGGGAUGAAAGCCGUUUCUCUUUUUUUUUGAAUACUUGGUACAGGGAUUAAUAACUCCGACGAACAAAGAUAUGACGUUGCAUUUUGAAAAUUGCUAGAGUGUCAGUGUCUUGUCUCUAUAGUUGAAAAGCUCCAUCGAUAGUCUGCCUAUGCACGACUAUAAACACCUAGAAUCAAACGAUAGCUUCUUCUCGGAAAACCCUCUUUCUGAAUGGGAUUUUCCUAACUACAUUAAAUAUUACGAAAAAAAUCAUUCACAAAAGAGCAGAAAAGCCCUUAAAAGCACAUUCUUAUACAAUCUAAAGAGCUUUGCAAGAGAUCCAUCAAUUAGUGAAGACUUGAAAGAUUCUAUAAGCAAUGUUGUCAAAAGAGUUGAAAAGAAAGUUGAAGAACAGAUUAAGGAUGAGUCAAGUAACUGUAUAAAAAUAAACGGCAAUGUGAUCUCUAGCAAUAUUAGCCUUGUCGCUUCGUCAAGCAAUACCACUGUUGGAAGACAAACUACUGAAAAAGCUAUUGAAGAAAGACAAGAAUUGAGAGAUGAUGUCGACAGCCUUUUUAAUCCAAUUCCAACAGGAAACUCUGGAAGCAAAAGAAAAAUAAAUGAAACAGACAUACUCUAUGACUCUGUCAAUAGACCGAUCAUCUCAGCAUCACAAGUUCGCUACGAGGUAUACCUUCUUGGAGCAAAAAGGCUACAUGGUUCUUUAAGCCAAAUUGAAAUUUCGACUCUUCAAAAAAUCGCAAAAAACUUAAAACCUACCACAAUGAGCGAAGAACUAGAUCUUAUGUCAUCCAAAUUAAUGCUUGACCUUAACGAUGGAAAUAUUAACGAAGUAAAUGCCUUAAAACUUGCUCUCUCAAAAACCGUGAGUUUCGUCAACCUCAACAUCUUAAAGGUUUUUCAAAAAUAUAUUAAAAACAACCCAUUUUGGGAAAAAAUCAACAGUGUAAAAAUAGAGCUCGAGCCUGCAAUGCCUGUUGCAUCGGAGGAGACCUUUAAUUAUGUAAUUCAGCUUAGUAAAGACACAAAAGGCAAGCUUGCUCUCAAGCAGUUAAGACUGGCGAUUGCAAAAGAAAAAGUGAAGGCAAUUGAGAAAAAUGAGGACGACAUUGUUGCGGUUUUAGACAUAAUGGAAAUCAUAGCCAGAAAUGUUAUAGCCGACGACACAUUAAAGAAAAACGAAAAUGACUCAGAGCUGAUAUGCUAUAGAAAAGUGGCAUCCAUUCUAGAUAUCCUACUAAAAGACUUGAACUUGGACUUACUAGAUGGCGAAACAACAUGUAAGGCUAGCAAGUCUAUUGCGAAAGAUCAUGAAAACAUCUAUGGUAAUAAUAUACCCUUAAAUCGGGGCUUCGGUCGUCGGAUUGAUCUUUUAUUGUCAACAAGAAAUAUCGAAUUAUCAACGAACGAAUGGAAGCGAAAGAAAGUUUCUCAAGAGCAGUGUCUGAUUCAACAAGCAAAAAACAUUAGAAUGAACAAAGCAAUUCUCAGCAAGCUUCUUGAACUACCCCUUUCCGAAGAUGAUUCUAAAAAUGUUCAUACACUUGGUAUGGAUUGGGUUGGCCCACGCGGUUACAUGUUUGCUGUAAAGAAGAUUGAUGACAUCUACAUAGCCAAACACAUCAAUAACCUCUCCGUACCAGAAUAUCUGCACCAACUACCUUCGUUCAUAGCCACACUCAAAAACUUGUAUACUUGGAAAAACCAUCACAGCAAUUUACAAAAUACAAUCUUAACAGGAAUGACUGCAAAAGAAGACGACGAAUUUUUUUCGAGUAUUGUCAACGGUAUUGACGAUGCUAGCAGAGCUUCAAAAGAACUGUCACCAAAUGUAUAUUUGACUCCUACAAAAGUAAAAAAAACCCAAUUAAGCCUAUCAAAAUGAUACAUGAAGAAGACAGUAUGUGCUUUGAAUUGCUUUUUUCCUGUAUAUGAAAACAUAAGUAUCAUAUCCUUAAGAAUAAAAUAGUUUUCUAUAAUUUUCUUUUCUAGCCAUCAAUUCAUCUUUUUGUUACACGUUGCCACCUGAUUUCCUUUUUUAGGCUUCAUAUCGCCAUCCAUUUUCUGAUUUUGAGCCAAAGCCUUCACCAGUCGUAAGGCAAAAAGAAAAGGCAACGAGUUUUUUUUUAUUGUUCCGAAACUGGUCGGCGACUCGAAUUUCAAAGCGCAACACUCCAAUUGUUUUCAAGACAUCAUUUUGGCAAAUUCUUA